UUUUCGUGGUUGCGCAACUAGCAAAACCUUUUCUCCUCCUUCUGUACUUGCAAGUGAAGUAGCUACCAUAGGUUGCGGAGGUUAAGGCAUCAGGCCAGGCCUGCCUUAGGCAUGAAAGCCAGCUGGUUGACUUGGAACCAGUCCGUCUCUCUCUCAGCCCAAGGGAUUGUCGUUGUGGGGAAAUAUUGCAAUGAAAGCCAAUUUGGUUUAGUAAUUAAGGUACAGGGCUACAAGCAAAGGGGCCAUGAAUUUGAGUCCCAUCUUAGCCAUGAAAGCUGGCUGGGUGACUUUGCGCCAAUCGCCAGGAGAUGGGGGCAACCCACACCUUCAGCCACCCUGGAGGCCAGCGACACGACGACGCUGCUGGGCAAGGAGCCCUUGGAAGACUACGGGUCGCUGAGAGAGAAGGACCCUCGGCGCGUGGAAAAGGAAUAUUACCGGACACUCAGGAAUCAGCGUCUCCUCCUUGCCUGCUUCGCUGCUGUGUUGGGGAAUUUCAGUUUUGGCUUUGCGUUAGUCUACACGUCACCCGUCAUACCAGCUUUGGUGAAAUCUCCGGUUCCUAACUUGCAACUAACCAGGGCUACCGCUUCCUGGUUUGGGUCCAUCUUCACCUUAGGAGUAGCCGCAGGCGGGCUGUGCACCAUGUACUUCAACGACCGCCUGGGGCGCAAGCUGAGCAUCAUGUUCUCCGCCAUCCCUUCUGCCAUUGGGUACUUCUUCAUGGCCAGCGCCCAGGAGGUCUGGAUGCUCCUGGUCGGAAGGCUUCUCACAGGCUUUGCGGGAGGAGUGACCUCAGCGGCCAUCCCGGUCUACAUUUCCGAGAUCUCCCACCCAGGAAUCCGCGGGGCGUUGGGCUCCUGUCCUCAAAUCAUGGCUGUUUUGGGCGCCCUCUUCCUUUACGCUUUAGGUCUCCUGGUGCCCUGGCGUUGGCUGGCGGUUGCUGGAGAAGUCCCUGUCCUUCUCAUGAUGUCUCUCCUCAUCUUCAUGCCCGACUCGCCCCGUUUCCUGAUUUCCAAGGGGAAGGAAGACGAGGCGCUGUGUGCUCUCCGGUGGCUGAGAGGCCAAGAUGUGGAUUAUUGGUGGGAAUACGAGCAGAUCAAAGCCAGCGUUCAGGAACAGAGCCAAGCCGUUACUUGGGCAGAAAUCCGCAAACCUCACAUCUUCAAGCCUAUUGUAAUUACUUUGCUGAUGAGGUUCCUACAGCAGCUUUCAGGGGUUACCCCAAUCCUGGUUUACCUGCAGCUGAUAUUUGACAGCACGGAGGUGAUCCUGGCCCCGGAGUAUGAUGCCGUUAUUGUGGGCGGCGUUCGUUUAGCCUCGGUGCUGGUUGCGGCUUUCUCAAUGGAUAAAGCUGGGCGGAAGGUUCUUCUCUAUGUCUCUGCUUGCCUGAUGCUCGCCUCAACUCUCACGUUGGGCGUCUACAUCCGCCUCAUCCCUCAACUUCUCCACAAUUCGUCAGCAAUGGCAGCGAAUGGGACCCACGGGGGCCUCGGCGACCCCUCCAUGGUGGGUCUCACCGCGAUCCCAUUGGUGGCCACCAUGUUCUUCAUCAUAGGCUAUGCCAUGGGUUGGGGUCCCAUUACGUGGUUGUUGAUGGCAGAGGUCCUUCCCCUGAAGGCACGAGGAGUGGUCUCCGGGCUCUGUGUACUUGUGAGUUGGUUGACUGCCUUCGCCUUGACCAAAGCCUUUCUGUUGGUUACGGAAAAAUAUGGCCUGGAGGUUCCCUUUUUUUUCUUCAGUGCCAUCUGCGUCAUCAACCUCGUUUUCACCUACCUCCUCCCAGAAACCAAAGGAAAAUCCUUGGAACGGAUCGAGUCGUACUUCCGCACGGGGCGUAAAUCCUUCCUGGAAUCCUUCAGGCACCACAGCUGAGCCCCCCUCGGCCCACCUCCAGUCUGGAUGCUGAAAGCAGCCCCGUCCGGCGGACCUCAGCCCGUCGCUAUCCAAGCCGGUUCUCGUCUUCUCUCUCCCUCCUUUGAAUCCUUCGAAGGGCUCCGAAACGAAGCCGGGAGCGACGAACUGACACGUUCAAUCUCGUCGGGAUCCAAAGCAAAACGGGGACGUUCUGGAUCCGAAUCUCAUCGAUCCCUUCCCCAGCGGCCGUGAGGAAACGCUUCGACCGUGGUUAAGAACGGCUGAUAAUCGCGAUUUAAUGAUAGUGCUGCGUAAACAUGAAGCAUGCGCCUUGAGAAGACCAGGUUGGUUGUUUUUUGUUUUAAAAAAAAUAAAAAAUAAUAAUAAGAUCAUAUUCUUAAGACCUGUCCCAAAAGAAAGGAAUGGUUCCCAGUUGGGGAGUUAGACUCUACGGAGCCGUUUGAAGGAAUCUAUUCAAGUGCUUUCAAGCAUCCCCUCAUACAUGCCUAGAUCCUUCCCCCCUCCCCCAAAUUUUCCCCUUUAACAAAGAGGGCUAGAAACUUAGAAGUCGAUUUUUUUUAAUGCUGUUAGAGGAAUAGAAAUGAAGUUAACACUCGUAAGGGGACUCUAUAGCAAAGGUUAACAAAACAUUGUUUUUUAAAAGUAGCAAAGGUUUUAGUCCUUUCUUUUUUGAAGGACAGCCAAAAUUGGGCUUUAAUUGCUCCGAUUUCAGUAAAAACACGUCGGAGACCUCUUUGCAUGCACACAAUUGCUAUAAAAGAGGCAUUAAAACCACACACCCCGUUCCCAGAGGUAGAGCCAUCUUUAUUCACUGCAUCCACAAAAGAAAUCCCAUCAAGAUUCAGUUUUAUAAAACGGCAGUUAAAGAGAGAUUGUCUAAGAAGAAUGCACUCUCUUCAAUAUAUAUAUAUAUUUCCUACAGACCAGCAUUUUAUCUUUUUAGACCGCACAGGGAAAAAAAAACCAUAAAGCCACUUGAGCUGCUGAUAGAAUUCAUAAAAUAAGAGGAAAGAAGCUACUUGUCUAAAUGAGAUAAAACUGGCGCAGAACCCAAAAUCUCGCCAUUGGGCUACUAAGCCAUAGUGAGUUAAACUCUGGUGAGUGGAAUAAGCACCAUUUGGCUGAGUUCCAACAGCUGGAUGUGCCCAGCUUAAAACAGAAUCAAACCAAGAUUACCCUGAAGUGCGAAACCAGCUUCUGAGCCAUUUUUUUUUGCAAAGGUAGUAACUUUCCACUUUUUCAUUUAGUGCCCAUUCAGAGUUAACAAUGGCACUGGAAAAAAAAAUUGAUCUACAACUUUUCACACUUACAACCACUGGAGGAUCCCCCCGUGGACACGUGAUCAAAAUGCGGACGCUUGGCAACUGACUCGUACUUAUGACGGUUAUGCAGAGUCCCGAGGUUACGUGAUCCCUUCUGCCAAGCAAAGUCAAGCGGGGGGGGGGGAGCUGGAUUCACUUAACAGCCGCAUGACGAGCUUAACAGCUGCAGUGAUUGGCUGAACACCUGGCAAGAAAAGUCGUAAAACGGAGCAAAACUCAAUCAACGAAUGCAUCACUUAGCAACGUAAAUUUGGGGCUCAGCUGCUGAGGGCUACAUAUAAUGCUAUCCAGGAGCUGAGUAAUGCUACUUGGAAGAAAAUUUGAAUUUGUCAAUAAAAUAGGCAGAGACUGCAGUCUAAAUUAACACUUCCUUUCUGUUCCUCAAAUAAAUAAGUCCAUUUUUUUCUCUUCCGGUGAAGAAAAAACAGUGGCUUAAGAAGCAGAAUCUCCAUGCAGCAACAGAUCACAAGCCUAAACGAACAUCACAAAAAAGGUCAAAUAAAGUCUCAACGUAUCUAUAAAUAAAACGGAUAAAACUCUAUAAAUCCCCCCCUUUUUUUUUCCAGAUUGGAAAACCAACAAUAGGAAAAUGUACCAAGCCCUUUCCCUCCCCAAAAAAAACCCUCCCUUCAAAGUGUUGUGCUUUUCAAUUACAAAGAAUUUGAAAUGGUUUACAGCCAUUUACCCUUUUACUAAGAAGGUAAGAAAUUCAGUCUUUCUUUGGUGCCCCCUAAAAACUGAGAAAAUUUCAGCGGCUGGGAAUUUCCCGUUCAUUUUCACAAUGCAAUGAGUUGGCUCAGCCUGACUCGCAGCUACAAAAAAAAACCUUUCUUUUUCGGCACUUCAGAGGAAGUAGCCUUUGAUAGAAAAUUCCAAAUACGGGAACGGUUGCUAAAAAAAUCCUCAAAUAAGGAAGAUCCCAAAAGGAAAUAAGAAACACUGCAAAGAAAACAAAUCUUCGGUCACAGCCAAGCACACACCUGACUAAUUUCUAACAAUAUGAAAUCGCAGCUCUCCAGUCACACAAAAAAAUGCUUUGCAAAAGUUUGAAGAACCGGUAAAAAAGUGACACCCAACUCACUUCGAAAUUUGGAGCGCAAAGAGAUCCCCAGUGCACAUUUAUCAGAAGGGGAAAAAAA
Crotalus tigris (Tiger rattlesnake) is the source of this 4339-nucleotide messenger RNA. RefSeq names its product solute carrier family 2 member 6 (gene SLC2A6). Gene Ontology annotation, biological process: transmembrane transport. Gene Ontology annotation, molecular function: transmembrane transporter activity. The record is from RefSeq and is a predicted model, not a curated record. Lineage: Eukaryota; Metazoa; Chordata; Lepidosauria; Squamata; Viperidae. Gene Ontology annotation, cellular component: membrane. Bases 112 to 1875 code for a protein of 587 amino acids. The transcript has 11 exons.